CCAUGAAGGCAAUCGCUCUGUUGCUGGCCCUUGCGCUCGCCGGCCACGCCGCCGCCAGCAUCUUCCGUCACGAUAUUCCCGCGGCAUCGCUUCACGACGACCUCGACGACCUGUCGCAGCACCACCAGUCUGGCCAACAGACAGUGCACCACAAGGUCCAUCGUAAGCAUCAUCACCACCAGUCCUCCAGCGCGAGUUCCGAGAGCAACGAGAAAACCCACAGCCAAGCGACUGAUGGCUACAUGACUUUUAACGUCGACAACAUUUGGGACAAGCCCCUCACCUCUUUCAUUGUGAACCGCGAUGAUUCGCGGCCCCUGCAUGGCGACAUGCUGACUUGGAAGGGCGUCCAGAUCGCUACUGGCCCGCGCUCUCCCGUCACCGCGCUCAAAGAAAUCGAGAGGAUCUUCGACGAUGCCUACACCACUAUGAAACACUUCACCGAGGAAGAAAAGAAAAGCUUUCAUAAAGCUUACCUCGCCGCUAACAAAAUUGAAAACGAAGAUGUCCAUUUAAAUUCCUCCCAACUCUUGAAGAAACACCAGUACAAGGUCGAGGAGCACACGGUCCUCACCGACGACGGCUACCAUCUCACAGUAUUCCGCGUAGCGCCCAAGCAAAUGCAGAAUGUACAAGAUAGUACAAGCGCCCCAGUAGUGUUUCUCGCCCAUGGGCUCCUCGGCAGCUCCGAUGACUGGCUCCUGAUGGGUCCCGAGAGAUCACUCGCCUUCAUUCUCGCCGACCUUGGCUAUGAGGUGUGGCUCGGCAACACGCGCGGCAGCAAGUACGGCAGGUAUCACGCCAGCAAGCACGAGGCUCAGCCGGACUUCUGGCAGUUCAGCAAUGACGAGAUCGCCCUCCACGAUAUGCCCGCCAUGAUUGACCAUGCCCUGAAGACUUCGCAACAGAAGACGCUUCAGUACAUCGGUGUGUCACUGGGCACCACGGCUAUAUUCGCACUCAUGGCGUCGCGGCCCGAAUACAACGAGAAGAUUAGUAAAGUGCACGCCAUCUCACCCAUGGUGUACAUGACGAAGGUCCGCAGCCCGCUGUUCCGGAUGAUCACCACGACCAGUCCAUUCCACGAACGUCUGCAGGAGCAGCUGGGAUCGGGCGAGUUCAAACCGGCCAAGGAACUGAUUUAUACGGUCGGCGGGAACAUGUGCCAGAACGAAAUCGGCUGCAAGAACGUCUGCUCGAACAUCAACUUCGUGAUGGCGGGCUUCGGCGACUUGCCAGUGGACCGCAUCCCCGUCGUGCUGAGCCACCUACCGGCGGGUGGAUCCACGCGCCAGGUUCAGCACUACGCACAGGGCGUCGCCUCGCAUGACUUCAGGAAGUUUGACCACGGCCCUGAGGUAAACAAGAAGGUGUACGGUCACGUGCAGCCGCCUAAGUACGAGAUGACCGAGGUGCGGGCUCCUGUCGUGCUGUACUCCGCAGCCAGUGACUGGCUGGCGCACCCCGAUGACGUCAUGCGGUUGUUCAAGGAGCUCCCCAAUGCGAAGGCGCACAGCGUUGUGGCUGACGAGCAGUUCAGCCACAUGGACUUCCUGUUCUCCGACAAAGCACCCCAAGCCGUCUACGAAAGCUUGAUCUACAACAUGAAGGAAGAUAAUCAAUGA
Messenger RNA from Papilio machaon (common yellow swallowtail), 1625 nucleotides. RefSeq names its product lipase 3. The transcript has a single exon. Lineage: Eukaryota; Metazoa; Arthropoda; Insecta; Lepidoptera; Papilionidae. The record is from RefSeq and is a predicted model, not a curated record. Gene Ontology annotation, biological process: lipid metabolic process. Bases 3 to 1625 code for a protein of 540 amino acids.